CAGGUUAAUAUCGGUCCUCCAAGUCACCUAGAUAUUUAAUAGUCAGUAAUAAUAAUUGAGUUUAUUAGGUAACUGUUUGUUCGGCAAUGGAUGAAUUUGAAACAAAUUCAGAGCCAAUGGUUGAGGUUGCCGUUGAUGAUGCAGUUUAUUUUGAAACUUUGUGUCAUGAAAACAUCUUCUGGAGCAACAAUCAAACAUGGAAUACAACUUCACCCAAAUUAAGCCGAUGUUUCAGUCAAACAGUGCUUAACUGGUUACCAACAGGACUUCUUUGGUUAUUCACAAUCAUCAAACAGCUUGUCAAGAGUGAUACUUGUGUUAAGGAAACACAGAAGAUUCCAUGGAAUCUUCAGAAUUCAUCUCGUUUCAUACUAACUUUGAUUUGCAUUCUUCUUUAUGUGUUACAAUUAUCCAAAACUAUCUAUCAACAUUCCUAUUCACCUGAAUCAAUUAUUCCAGUCGAUUUUUUGGCUCCAAUAUUGAACAUUGUUUCCUUUAUCUUUGUUUUAACAUUAUUUCAUUAUCAUCGGUUACAUGGUGUUCACACUAGUGUAACAAUAUGGAUUUACAUAUUUCUUCAAACAAUCACGUCAUUUAUAACCAGCUUUCAAACUUGGACUUAUCCUGAAGAUUACUCUCCAUUUGAUAUCAACUUAUUCAAUACACAAUCUGUUGUGAUUUUUUUGUUACUCUUUGUCAUCUCAUUUGCCGAUGUACCUAAUCCACCUUUGGAAGAUCAUUCCGAAACAGGUGCCCAAAAGGAUAGCUAUGGUAUCAAUCCAGAAACGAAAGCCUCUUUUCCCAAUCACCUUUUUUUCUUGUGGUUUAGUCCACUGGCUUGGCUAGGAUGGAGAAAAAUUUUAACCACUAAAGAUCUCUGGGAUCUUCGAGAUGAUAUGAAAACUAAAAAUCUUAUUCAAGUAUUCGAAUCUUCAGCAGAAAAAAAGACUUUCCAUGAAAAUAAAACUCCCAAUGUGAAGCAGUUGCAAUCGGAUGAACAAGAAUUAUCAGUUAUUCCCGUUUUUAUAAAAAUUUUCGGUUAUCGUUUUCUGGUAGGAUCUUUUUUAAAGCUUCUCCACGAUACUGCUCAAUUCAUCGUACCACAAUUGUUAAAGUAUUUGAUUGAUUUUAUUGAAAAACAAUCAGACGAACCAGUUUGGCAUGGGUAUGCUAUUGUUGUUGCGUUAUUUCUUGCAUCAAUUGUGCAAACUAUCUCCAUCAACCACUAUUUUUAUCGAAUGUACAUAAUCGGGAUGAAAGUUAGCUCAACCUUGACUGCGGUUAUAUACAAGAAAUCACUCAAACUGGGCAAUGAAAUUGGUAAAGAAAUUACUUCUGGUGAAAAGGUUAACUUACUUUCUGUUGAUGCAAGAAAAUUCAUGGAUUUUUUGCCCUUUGUGAAUUUAAUCUGGUCCAUUCCAUUACAAAUUGGGGUUGCCAUUUAUUUUCUAUACAUUGAAUUGGGAUAUUCUUCGUUCUUCGGUUUGCUCAUUAUGAUCACGAUGCUUCCUAUCAAUGCAAUAAUGGUUCGUAUAGGACAAAAGUUUCAGAUCAAAUCCAUGGAGCAAAAAGAUUCACGGGUCAAAUUUAUGAAUGAAGUCCUAAGUGGUAUCAAAAUUAUCAAAUUUUAUGCUUGGGAAGAGCCAUUUCUCCAAAAUGUAAUUGCACUUAGAAAAAAAGAAUUGGAUCAUCUUGAAAGUUUAUCCUUUCUCCAUUGUGUGUCGAUUUUUCUAUGGAGCUGUUCAACUACAAUUGUUUCUGUUGUAACAUUUGCUACUUUUAUCUUAGUUCAAGGCGAAACACUCACGGCCCAGAAAGCGUUCGUUUCUUUAUCUUUAUUCAACAUUCUUCGUUUUCCUCUAACGAUGAUUCCUAAUGUAACAUCUUUAUAUAUAUCGACUUCAGUAUCUAUUAAACGUAUCAACGAAUUUUUGAGCGCAAAUGAACUUGAGCCAUAUGUGACCAGAAAUGAUAGACCAGAUUUUGCUGUUACAGUUGAAGAUGGUUACUUCAUGUGGAAUCAAGUGAUAAGUGAAGAUGAAAGGAGCGAACAUAAAGAAAGAAAAGCAUUUGGAUCGAUUACUGACAAGGAUCACGAAACUUAUAAGUUAUUAAGUGAAUCAAACUUGAAACAAAUCAAUAUGAAAAUUGAACAAGGUAAACUUGUAGCGAUUAUUGGUCCGGUUGGAUCGGGAAAAAGUUCAUUAUUACAUGCGAUUUUGGGUGAAAUGAAAAAAGUGAAAGGUCGUGUUAAUAUUGAUGGAAAAUUAAAGAUGGCUUUUGUAGCACAACAAGUAUGGAUACAAAAUACGACAUUACGUGAAAACAUUUUAUUUGGCAAUCCUUAUAUUAAAAGUAAAUAUGAUCGAGUUAUAUCGGCUUGUGCUCUCGACCUGGACAUUUCUUAUCUACCAGGAGGAGAUGAAACUGAGAUUGGUGAGAAAGGUAUAAACUUGUCAGGUGGUCAAAAGCAAAGAGUCAGCUUAGCUAGAGCUUGUUACAGUGACUCUGAUCUAUAUAUUAUGGACGAUCCGCUGAGUGCUGUUGAUGCUCAUGUGUCUGCACAUAUAUUUGAAAAUGUUUUUUCUUCAGAAAGUGGACUUCUUAAAGAUAAGACUCGUAUUGUGGUUAUCAAUAGAUUGGAUCUGUUAACAAAAGUGGAUCAAAUUUACAUUCUAAAUAACGGUAUGAUACGUGAAACUGGUACCUACAAAGAGCUGAUGAAAUCUGAAAUUCGUUUUGUUGAAUAUGUGGAGGAACUUUCACAGGGAACUUCAACUAGUCAGAAUAAUCAGCAAUUUGAAGCUAAAGAUGUUAAUAUUCAAAAUGAUGAUGAUCUAGACGAGAGACAUAAAUUAAUCAGACAAGAAACGACAGAAACUGGAACAGUGAAAUCUGUUGUUUAUUUUGAAUAUUUUAAAAUGGUUACAUUUUUAUGGACUUUUUUGAUUAUUGCGUCCCAUUUUGUAAUGGAGGGAUUUGAAUUGGCAUCUAAUGUAUGGUUAUCUGAAUGGUCAGAUUUAGACACCAAGGAGAAAGCAGUAAAUGAUUCAAUACUUGUAAAUGCAAAGAUGGGAAUUGGUAUCUACAGCGUUCUUGGACUUGCAAAAGGUAUUGUAACUUUUAUUGUUUCUUGGACCCUUGUAAUUGGCACAUCAAAAGCAUCAGUUGGAUUCCAUCGCGAUUUGCUUUUCCACGUUUUCCAUGCACCGAUUUCAUUUUUCGAUUCAAAUCCUUUGGGUAGGAUAUUGAACAGAUUUUCAAAAGACAUGGAUUCAAUUGAUACAACCCUUCCUCAAGCCUUAACUAGCUGUCUUGGGUGUUUUUUUGGAAUAGCUGCAUCCUUUAUUAUCUUAUUUGUGAAAACACCUACAUUUAUAGCAACAUUCAUCCCAAUUUUUAUUGUUUACGGGUUUGUUCAAGUUAUUUACAUGGCCACUUCUCGUCAAUUGAAGCGUCUUGAGUCAAUUAGUCGAUCACCCAUUUAUACACAUUUUGGUGAAACAUUGAGCGGAUUCAGCACUAUUCGGGCAUUUGAUGUGUCAGAACAGUUUAUGGAAGAAUCAGCCAAGAAAGUUGAUCUGAAUAUAUCGUGUUUAUAUCUAAGUGUUACAUUAAAUAGAUGGUUAAGUACUAGACUUGAGUUUUUUGGUAUUUUGAUCACUCUGUCUACAACAAUAUUUGCAGUUAUUGCUCGAGAUUCCUUAGAACCUGGCUUAGUUGGUCUUGUUGUAUCGUAUUCAAUACUUCUUACCGGCAAGCUUAGUUGGUUUGUUCGAACGGCAUCUGACUUUGAAACUAACAUCGUAUCUGUUGAACGAAUAUUGGAAUAUUGUAAAAUUUCAAAUGAAGAGGAUUGGUAUAAAGGUAAAAUUGAUCCUGAGGAUGAUUGGCCUAGCAAAGGGACAAUAACAUUUGAUAAAUAUGAAGCUCGUUAUCAAUUUGGAAGUGAAUUAAUCAUUAAAGGAAUAUCAGCAAAUAUAAAGUCAAAAGAAAAAGUUGGUAUUGUUGGAAGAACUGGAGCAGGUAAAUCGACAUUAACAUUAGCACUGUUUCGUCUGAUUGAACCUUCAGGAGGAAAAAUUUAUAUUGAUGAUUACGAUAUAUGUGAUUUACCAUUGAGCAAACUUCGAUCUCGUCUUGCUAUUAUACCUCAAGAUCCCGUCCUUUUUGGUGGCAGUUUACGAUUCAAUCUUGACCCAGUCAACCAAUAUACUUCAAAUGAAAUUUGGACAGCAUUGUCUCAUGUUCAACUUGCAGAUUUCAUCGCAGCAAAUGGUGGACUAAAUUUCAAGAUAACAGAGGAAGGUAAAAAAUUAAGUUGCGGUCAACGACAGCUUAUAUGUUUGGCCAGAGCAUUACUUAAGAAACCAAAAAUUUUAGUUCUCGAUGAAGCCACUGCUGCCAUUGACUUAGAAACUGAUAAUUUGAUUCAAAAAGCUAUUCGAUCUCAAUUUGGAGAAUGUACAAUCUUAACCAUUGCCCAUCGUUUAAACACUAUUUUGGAUUCGGAUCGAGUAAUGGUCUUGGAUGCCGGACAAAUCAUUGAGUUUGAUGAACCAAGGAAUCUUUUGAACAACAAAGAUUCACUCUUCUAUUCACUAGCCAAGGAAGCUAAUCUGAUCAAACCAACAGUCAUUUUGGUUUUAACAUUAUUUCAUUAUCAUCGGUUAAAUGGUGUUCACAGUAGUGUAACAAUAUGGAUUUACAUAUUUCUUCAAACAAUCACGUCAUUUAUAACCAGCUUUCAAACUUGGACUUAUCCUGAAGAUUACUCUCCAUUUGAUAUCAACUUAUUCAAUACACAAUCUGUUGUGAUUUUUUUGUUACUCUUUGUCAUCUCAUUUGCCGAUGUACCUAAUCCACCUUUGGAAGAUCAUUCCGAAACAGGUGCCCAAAAGGAUAGCUAUGGUAUCAAUCCAGAAACGAAAGCUUCUUUUCCAAAUUACCUUUUGUUCUUGUGGUUUAGUCCACUGGCUUGGCUAGGAUGGAGAAAAAUUUUAACCACUAAAGAUUUCUGGGAUCUUCGAGAUGAUAUGAAAACUAAAAAUCUUAUUCAAGUAUUCGAAUCUUCAACAGAAAAAAAGACUUUCCAUGGAAAAAAACCUCAGAAUGUGAAGCAAUUGCUAUUGGAUAAACAUAAAUUAUCAAUUAUACCAGUUUUGAUAAAAAUUUUUGGUUAUCGUUUCUUGGUAGGAUCUUUCUUAUUGCUUGUUCACGAUAUCGCCCAAUUCAUUAUACCACAAUUGUUAAAGUAUUUCAUUGAUUUUAUUGAAAGACAAUCAGACGAACCAGUUUGGCAUGGGUAUACAAUUGUUGUUGCGUUGUUUCUUGCAUCAACUAUACAAACUGUCUCCAUCAACCACUAUUUUUAUCACAUGUACAUCAUGGGAAUGAAAGUUAGCUCAACUUUGACCGCGGUCAUAUACAAGAAAUCACUCAAACUGGGCAAUGAAAUUGGCAAAGAAAUCACUUCUGGUGAAAAGGUUAACUUACUUUCUGUUGAUGCAAGAAAAUUCAUGGAUUUUUUACCCUUUGUGAAUUUAAUCUGGUCCAUUCCAUUACUGGUUUUGCUUGCCAUUUAUUUUCUAUACAUUGAAUUGGGAUAUUCUUCAUUCUUCGGUUUCUUUAUUAUGAUCACGAUGCUUCCCAUCAAUGCAAUAAUGAUUCGUAUAGGACAAAAGUUUCAGACCAAAUCCAUGGAGCAAAAAGAUAAAAGAAUUAAAUUUAUGAAUGAAGUCCUAAGUGGUAUCAAAAUAAUCAAAUUUUAUGCCUGGGAAGAGCCAUUCCUCCAAAAUUUAAUUGCAAUCAGAACAAAAGAAUUGGAUCAUCUUGAAAGUUUAUCCUUUCUUCAUUGCGUGUUACUUUUUCUUUGGAACUGCUCAACUACAAUUGUUUCUAUUGUAACAUUUGCUACAUUUACCUUAGUUCAAGGCGAAACACUUACUGCUCAAAAAGCGUUUGUUUCUUUAUCUUUAUUCAACAUUCUUCGUUUCCCUCUAACGAUGAUUCCUAAUAUAAUAUCUUCGUAUAUAUCGACUUCGGUAUCCAUUAAACGUAUCAACGAAUUUCUGAGUGCAAAUGAACUUGAGCCAUAUGUGACCCGAAAUGAUGAACCAGAUUUUGCUGUUACAGUUGAAGAUGGUUACUUCAUGUGGAAUCAAGUGAUAAGUGAAGAUGAAAGUGGUGACCAUAAAGCAAACAAAGUAUUUGGGUCGAUUACUGACAAGGAUUACGAAACUUAUAAGUUAUUAAGUGAAUCAAACUUGAAACAAAUCAAUAUGAAAAUUGAACAAGGUAAACUUGUAGCGAUUAUUGGUCCGGUUGGAUCUGGAAAAAGUUCAUUAUUACAUGCGAUUUUGGGUGAAAUGAAAAAAGUGAAAGGUCGUGUUAAUAUUGAUGGAAAAUUAAAGAUGGCUUUUGUAUCACAACAAGUAUGGAUUCAAAAUACAACAUUACGAGAAAACAUUUUAUUUGGCAAUCCUUAUAUUAAAAGUAAAUAUGAUCGAGUUAUAUCGGCUUGUGCUCUUGACCUGGACAUUUCUUAUUUACCAGAAGGAGAUGAAACUGAAAUUGGUGAGAAAGGUAUAAACUUGUCAGGUGGUCAAAAGCAAAGAGUCAGCUUAGCUAGAGCUUCAUUACUUAAGAAACCAAAAAUUUUAGUUCUCGAUGAAGCCACUGCUGCCAUUGACUUAGAAACUGAUAAUUUGAUUCAGAAAGCUAUUCGAUCUCAAUUUGGAGAAUGUACAAUAUUAACCAUUGCCCAUCGUUUAAACACUAUUUUGGAUUCGGAUCGAGUAAUGGUCUUGGAUGCCGGACAAAUCAUUGAGUUUGAUGAACCAAGGAAUCUUUUGAACAACAAAGAUUCACUCUUCUACUCACUAGCCAAGGAAGCUAAUCUGAUCAAACCAACAGUCUAAUUCAGUAUUAAAUUUGAUUGAAAAAAAAUCUUGAGAAGCAAUAAUAUUCAAUUUUUUUAGCGAAUAGUCGAAGCCAAUUUACUAUCGAGA
Molecule: messenger RNA, 7010 nt
Organism: Tetranychus urticae (two-spotted spider mite)
Lineage: Eukaryota; Metazoa; Arthropoda; Arachnida; Trombidiformes; Tetranychidae
Source: RefSeq, a predicted model, not a curated record